Molecule: messenger RNA, 3039 nt
Organism: Pseudo-nitzschia multistriata
Lineage: Eukaryota; Bacillariophyta; Bacillariophyceae; Bacillariales; Bacillariaceae
Source: the annotation of a GenBank genome assembly
CUCUGACACGAAGAGCAGCUCUAUUUACCGUCGAAACACCGAUAGAUAAAAAGAGGACGAUUCUAUUCKGUCUUCCUUCCAGACCAGAGACCCUCAAUUUCAAUUGCACUACUACAUUUCGCUUAUCAGAAAGGAUGAAUGCUGAGGCGAUCAAUUGCUCGUCGUUCGGUGUAGAAGAGGGAUCUUUUCCGUGCGAUGCAACUCCUAUCGAGGCCGUUUCGCUUGGAAUCGCUUCCGGUGGAGUAGCCUUGAUCUUCUCAAUUAUUCUUGCUGCUAAUGUACGUAGUUCCUGUAGUUUAUUCCGGAAGCAUCGAAAACGAAAAUGGUUGAUCGAUCGUUUCCGUUACCAACAUGAGUAUCUAAACGAACGUCGUUCUCUUAUUUUUGUUUGCAUCGCUGCAUCUUCGAUUAUGUCACAGGUAAAGCAAUCAGAGAGAGGAAAUACGACGAUGAAUCGAAUUUCUGACAAAAUCAACUCAGGAGCCCGUGCAUUUCUUCUGACAGAGUAUACAUUCUUAGCAAUUUUCGUCGCGAUCAUAUUUUGUGCGCUAUUCACUCUGUACGCACUUGACCCACCUUCGGGUACCAACUGGUUCGACGGACUCCGAUACUCUCUAGCUUUCUUGUUUGGAGCGUCCCUCUCGGCCUUUUCUGGGUGGAGAGGCAUGAUGGCAGCGACCGAUGCUAACGUCCGAACAGCAAAUGCGGCCGAUAAAGGUGGACUUAAUGCGGCCUUGCGUGUUGCGUUUACCGGUGGAUCUGUGACUGGGUUUGUUGUAGUAGGAAUGGGCCUUGCGGGUUUGUCUGUUGCUCUUUUCUGUUUAACCCUGGGUUAUAGCAACUUUAACCAAACGGAAAAACUCAUCAUUGCAUCCGACACUCUUGCGGCGUUCGGCUUCGGUGCAUCAUCUAUUGCGCUUUUUACUCGUGUGGCCGGUGGAAUUUACACCAAAGCGGCUGACGUUGGUAGGUCCCCAUGUUGCCCAUUGAAUAGAAAUUAGCAAGGAAAUUCGAAUGUUGGUGAACAAUCCUUUGAAAGACAGUAUUUCUCUCAUGUUUACCCUCWAUGUGUCUCGUUUUCUCUUCCUGUCUCCUCAUCUUCGCUUACAUUAAAGGUGCUGAUUUGGUUGGUAAGGUCGAAAUGGAUAUCCCUGAAGAUGACGCUCGUAAUCCUGCUGUCAUAGCUGACAAUGUUGGAGACAACGURGGUGAUGUUGCCGGAAUGAGUGCAGAUCUAUUCGAGUCUUUCGUUGGUUCGAUCAUUGCUGCUGUCGCACUAGCAAAUGGAGAUAUCGGUAAGUCACUUCGAUAGCAUUUUGAUGUUUUAGUGCGACAGAGAAGAUUUAUUUCGAGUUUGGUGCUAUCUUCUCACGAGCAUCCUAAAUUGACACCAAAUUUUCUGGAACAGUAUUAGUCAUGCUGCCAUUGUGGGUGGCGGGAAUCGGAAUCAUCGCAUCGAUGGCCGGGUAUUACGUAGUAGGCACAAAAGACGACGCAUCUCAAAAAGAGAUGCUAUUCGCACUUCACAARGGCACAUGCGUUGCAUCAAUUAUUAUCCUCGGGUUCUCUGCGCUUAUCAUGUUCUUUUUCUUCGAAGGACGCGAAAGUGAUGGCUGGGCUAUUUUUGGAUGCAUCUCCAUCGGGCUUUUCGCUGGAGUCUUAAUUGGUCAAGUCACAGAAUACUUCACUUCUUAUUCAUACUGGCCGACUCAAUCGAUUGCCGAAGCUGGUAUCACUGGUCCAGGAACUGUUGUCAUCCAAGGACUGGGAAUCGGUAUGAUUUCGACGGUUUUACCCGCGAUAAUACUUGUCGUCACAAUUCUUUCCUGCAAUGCGCUGUAUUCAUCGUACGGCAUUGCCAUGUCAUCUGUAGGUAUGUUGAGUACACUCAGUUUCACUCUUGCCACCGACGCCUAUGGACCAAUUGCUGAUAAUGCUGGUGGCAUUGCGGAAAUGGCACAUAUGGAAGGUCGUGUCCGUGAGACAACCGACGCACUUGAUGCUCUCGGAAACACUACUGCUGCUACUGGAAAGGGCUUUGCCAUUGGAUCGGCUGUUUUGACUGCGAUCUCUUUGUUAGCUGCAUUCAAAGACAAGGCCGGAAUAGAAAAUGUCGAUAUUGGAGAUCCGAUAGUCCUGAGCGGGGUUCUCAUCGGUGGCACUCUACCCUUUGUUUUUGCUGGCCUCACGAUGCUGUCGGUACGAAAGGUAAGGAGAUAGUACGAGCAUAUGAUCCUCGCCUUAUUUUUAUURCUGGUAUAGAACCAUUCUUAUUUCGUUAUUCUUUUUCCUCGCGAAGACUGCCGGCGCUAUUAUUGAUGAAGUUCGUCGUCAAUUUCAAGAUACUCCAGGUUUGCGAGAGGGAACCGCUGAAGCUGAUUCAGAUAGGUGUGUGGAAAUCUCGACCAAAUUCUCACUCCAAGAAAUGAUUCUCCCCGGUAUCUAUGCAAUCCUUUCGCCGGCCACUAUUGGAUUCUUGGUUGGUCCAAACUGCCUUGCGGGCUUACUUGGAGGGUCCAUCGCAUCUGGUAUGAUGUUGGCUACUAUGAUGGCAAAUGGUGGAGGUGCUUGGGACAACGCAAAGAAGUACAUUGAAAUUGAAGGAGCUCAUGGAGGAAAAGGGACGGAUAUACAUAAAGCAUGUGUCGUUGGUGACACUGUGGGAGAUCCCUUCAAAGAUACUAGUGGUCCUUCGCUGAACAUCCUGAUUAAACUGAUGAGCAUUAUUGCCUUGACAAUCGCGCCAUCGAUGAAUGGAGUUGGUGACUGGGAGACCGCUCUGUGGGGUCUAAUUCCUUUAUCCGUCAUGGUUCUUGGAACUGUUCUUGUGUGGUUUUUCUUUUGGCGAGAUAACAAGGAGUUGUUAGACGGUACAAACGACCUGGAACUAACAGCCCAAGAUCGACCACUAUCAAAAGUUAUUUAAUCAAGCAGCCGUGCACCUACAAACGCCAUUAUCCUUUCUGUCAACAAAGUACGAGUACACAACUCACUUACUGUUUAGUUGUAAUCACUAAGUAAUAAGGAGCAUUGAAAACU